This is a messenger RNA of Perkinsus marinus ATCC 50983, 858 nucleotides long. RefSeq lists its product as hypothetical. The transcript has 3 exons. Lineage: Eukaryota; Perkinsozoa; Perkinsida; Perkinsidae. The record is from RefSeq and is a predicted model, not a curated record. The coding region runs from base 16 to 816 and encodes 266 amino acids.
AGAAGUUGCUUUACUAUGAGCGACCUAAUUUCCCAGAGUCUCAGAUUGCUGCCGGAUACCGCACCGCUGACAAAUCGUACAGCGAUAGCGGUCCAUUUGUGCAUCCUAGAGAGCGGAUAUUGUCCAGCGGAGCCUCGAGUUGAACGGCAAGCGUCUGGCGAGAUCGCGAUGUCGAUCGUUCCUAUGGAGUGGCUGCGGGAGGGAGUUCAAGUCUUCUCGGGUCGAUACUGCCGCCGGGGUGGAAUCGGCCGAGAAUUGGAAGUGAAAAUGGUGCCGACCAGUUCGGGUAAAGUGAGUGUGCAUGCGUGCAAAAUUGCGGCUGGGGACGAGAAGGAAGCACUCAGUGGGGCAGAGGUCGAUGCUGUUGAUAUGAAUAAUUUAAACUCAUUGCGAGAGAAGGUCGUUGAUAUGCUCACCAAGUUGGAGCCACGGACGCUGACCUCGGUGGAGACUAGGAGGGAUGAGGCAGGCGAGGAGACGCGAGAUCGUCGUACGAAUCAUGAAGGAGAGAAUCCCUACACUUACACCAGCCCGCCUAAUAUCAUAAGAGACCCUACCACGGGGGUAGGAGGUGCUGGAGGCCUCCUUGUAGGUCCGAGGGAUCCGAUGUUCACGGGUGGAGUGCCACAGAAUGGUCCGGGCAGUCUGCAACCGCGAUGGGAUCCUAUGGGCCCUGCUGGAUUCGACGGAGAACCCGACUAUGACCACGAGGUGCCACCGCGGUUCAACAGACCUCCACCUCCUGGUAAAGGGUUUGGAGGGCCCAGAGGCGGAGGCUUCGGUGGCUCUGGCUCCUUUGGUGGUGGAUUUAUGUGAUUGCCAUUUUUCACUCGAUAUAGUGGAUAUAACAGUUUCAUU